Molecule: messenger RNA, 1367 nt
Organism: Gamsiella multidivaricata
Lineage: Eukaryota; Fungi; Mortierellomycota; Mortierellomycetes; Mortierellales; Mortierellaceae
Exons: 3
Coding region: 188-1123 (311 amino acids)
Source: RefSeq, a predicted model, not a curated record
UAUCUUAAUCUCCUGCACUUUCAACAACCUUCGUAGAUCAGACCUUUUUUAUUUUGUCUUUCGCACAACUGUUCCUUUCUCUAUCCACGGCAUUAAGUACUUUAUUAACUGUGUUUUACGCUUCGUCGGCUACUCAACCCUACACAUUCGAGCCCACCAGUAAAAGCACACUCGCACAUCAUUCGCCAUGCCACAGCGACCAGACCCAGCCACUGUCAUUUCCUUGAUGGUCUCUCUACUCUCGAUCUCACUCAUGUCCGUCCUCUUUGGUCGUAAGACCUCGGGCACAAGCUUGGCAAAUAUCAACUACGCCCGCGGUCUCGUCAUCUCCCUCUACAUCGUCUCCUGGGGGUUCACGACCAUAGCCGCGAUCCUGACCUCGACCAACGUAGGCAACAUCACCUCCUGCACCAUCUCCAUCUUUGUCUGUCUCUCCCUCUACGCCAUGUCCAAAAUCAUCAUCUACCUCUUCCUCAUCGAGAAAGUUCACGUCGUCAGCUCCGUUGCUACCCUGCGUAAAGACACCUUGCUCUAUCGCACCAACAUCCUACUCCUGACUCCUUAUUCCGUAAUCCUCAUCCUCAUGAUCCUGAAUCGCGUCGCGGUCAUCAACGAGGAAGAGUACUGCUACAUCGGCCUCAAACCCACAGCUUCCAUCACCUUAAUCCUCUAUGAUAUCUUCAUCUCCUCCUGGCUGACCAUCCUCUUCAUCCGCCCCCUGAUGAGCUCCAACUCCACCCUGCAGGGCCCCAGCAAGGGCAAACUGCGCCAGGUUGCCCGUCGAACCCUGAUCGGCUCCAUCGUCGCCUUGAUCCUCAGUUCCGCAAAUGUCUUUACGCUAGUCUAUUAUCAGGGCUAUGAGGACUCGGUCCUGUGUCUAUUGUCCUGUACAAUGGAUGUGACACUCAACGCCUGCGCCAUCCAUUGGGUCACCUCGCGCGCCCGGCCCCGCCAGCAGCUCGACAGGGGGUCGCGUGCUGGCCAUGCUUCGAAUCAAAAUAACCAUCCUAAUCACUUACUGAGCAAUCAUGCGGGUAUCUCCAGCACGGAAAAGCGUGUCACGCCCCUGUCGACGGACUCCCACAUCACUGUCAUGGUUGAGUCCUACAGCGAGCAUCAUUAGUUACGACCAGAAUUCAUUCUAUACAAAUAAUAUACAUCUUGAGUAACACGUCCGCUUUUUCCAAAGUCGUCUACCAAACGAUCGUGCCAUUUAUUUUGACUGGAUGCACAACAAGGCGUCAGGUUUCUAUCCCUGUACUCUAUUGUGAAAAAGCCCAAUGCAUUUGAUGAUCAUUCCCGACCAUGUGCUCCUCUUUAGUAUGCUGAGGAGUUAAUAUCGAGACGAAUCGCAUUUACGAGUUGUA